Molecule: messenger RNA, 5152 nt
Organism: Pocillopora meandrina
Lineage: Eukaryota; Metazoa; Cnidaria; Anthozoa; Scleractinia; Pocilloporidae
Source: the annotation of a GenBank genome assembly
CUGAAGAAUUAGCAACCAAGCUUUGUUUUCCUGUUUUCAAGGCACAUUCUUAAAUGGUUUUUAUAUGGCGUUUUGUGAUCUCGAGGUGUUUUAGUUCCAAAGCAAGCAAGGUAAAGUAGGAAUCGUUUGAUCAUUUAUUCUGAUAGAAAUCGGUGCUGACAAUCUAAUUCUUAAUCAAACAAUCAAAAUUCUUCAUCUAGUGUAAACAACAACAAUCAAAUAACUGAAAUAAUUGCUAACUUUGAUUAUGUUUAUUUUACUCUUAGCCUCUUUUUCUGUUUUACUCUAAUUUAAGUAUGUGUUCCGUUUAAGAGUAUGGCAAUGGUUGUUUUGCUAAAGUAUGAAACCACUGGUGCAUCUUGGCUGUAUUAAUUAGUGACGCAACAGGACUUGUUUGUAAAACCCUUUAACCCCUAAGAGUGACCAGCAAACAAUUUCUCCUUACACUAUCACCCCUUGUAUAUAACAUUAAGGUCAAGAGAAUAAAGGAAAUGAUCACCAACUACAGAAGCUCUUGAUUAUGAAACAAAUUCUCCUCACAGCACCAUAGGGAAUGUAUAGGGAACAGUAUAGAGAAUAUGCAUAUUGGGUGUAAAGAGUUAACUAAAACCCUUCAACUCCCAGGAGUGAAUAAUGAGCAACUUCUCUUAGUCAUAUCAACACAUUUUCCAUCAGACAGGUAAGGAGAAAAGAAAACUUUUAUUUCUCUUAACUCCUCUUAACUCCUCUUAACCCCUUUAACACCUAGAGGUAAUCAAAAUGUAACUUCUCCCUAUAAUAUCUAAACAUUAUUCAGCAAACAGGUCAUGAGAAUAUUCAAACUUAUUGGGUUGAAGUUGUUAUCUCGAUCUGACACCAAAUUCUUGUAUCUUAAUUACAAGGAAAUGAUCACCCAUUUGAAAGGAGCUCUUUGUUAAACAAAUUUUCCUUGUCCUUAGUACUGAAGGAAAUGUAUAAAGAACAGUAUGGAGAAUAUACAUACUGAUGUUAGGAACCAAAGGGUUAAGAAAAUGUUUGCAUAUGCCCCCCAAAAAAUGAAGGGGAUUUAACCAAAAAAGGUAGUUUAACUCACUUCAGUUGUAUUUGUCUUUGUCUCCUGUGUAUUUUUAAGGUCAAUUCAUGGUGAUUCAUUACACCCUUUAACCCCUAAGAGUGACAAGAAUCUAAUUUCUCCUUACUAGAUCACCUCUGAUUUACAUAUUCAGGUCACAGGAAUAAAGAAAAUGAUCAUAGAGUAAAGGAGCUCAUGAUUGUUAAACAAAGUCUCCUUGUCAAUACCAUAGGAAAUGUAUAAAGAACAGUAUGGAGAAUAUGCAAACUGAAGUUAGGGUGUACAGGGUUAAGCAGUUUUUUUGUUGCUCUGAUUUAUGGGUAAAAAAGGAGAGGCUUGAUACCACCUAGCUUGCUGUGAAUGAACCCAAAAGUCACACUGGAAACAAAGGCAAUAGACUGAACAAGUUAGGUAAUAUUUUUUCAGUAAAAUCGUAGAACCUUUUUUGAUCUAUAAAUCAAAUACAACUAUUUCUGCUUAACAAGUCUACUUGCGUAACAACAAAUAUACCAGAGAUGUACUCAUAUUUGAAGAUUGGAGCCCCUCUGAUGAAAAGGAGGGGAAUUGCAACCCUCUAUUAAAUUGCAUGAGGUCACCCAUUGAUCAUGUCUUUGCACUUGUAUGCUGCUACCAUUGAAUUUUGAUGGCAGUUCCUUUUAUUUCAAUUUUUUUCAGAAAAGGCAGUUUAUUGACUGGAAAAAAGUUAUCCUGAAGGCAGGAAAUGGUGGAAAUGGUUGCCUUCACUUUAAAAGACAAAAGUAAGAUCAAAAGCUUAUCAGAUACAGUAACAUUUAGUUAUGAUAUUUUCUCCCCAAUCAUGCAAUAAGUCAAUGAUAUCACAAUAUCCAACAUCGACAUCUAGAUACCAACCCAGAGCUGGUCCAGAUGGCGGAGAUGGUGGGAGAGGAGGGAGUGUCAUUCUGAUUGCAGAUUACUCUGUUAAGGAGUUUGCUCAUCUUCCCAAACAUAUCAAGGCUGAAAAUGGUGGAGCUGGUAAGGCAGAUGACUGUAAGGGAAAGAAUGGCUCAGAUCAGAUGUGGCAGGUAAAUUACAAACUUAUCGGGUCACAAACCUAAUGAAAACCAAACAUUAUGGACGUGAGAAUAAAGGAAAUGACCAUGUUAGACAACUUCUCCUAGUCAGUACCGUGAGAAAUAUAUAUAAUGGACAGUAUAGAGAAUAUAUAUGCACACUGGGUCUGAAGGCUGGUUUAAAUGACCACAUGCACAGAAUGAAGCACUCAAUGACUUUUGAUACAGACUCAAAUUCUCCGUGUGUUUUGCAAAGAAACACAUUGACAGUUUAGAAGGAGAAUCUUGUAGUCUAUCAGAAGUCACCUAGACUUAAUUUCAUUCACCCCUUAAAGUGAAUUUCUUAACAGAUGUGCUUGGGGUGGUUAAAGGUGUUUUAAUGGGGCUUUAUAAGCAGCAGUAGGCUGCCAGUUUCUGGCUUAAAUUGAAGCCUCUGGCUUUCACGUUUCACUCCUUUGGCUACUAUUUUGUUAGAUUUCCCUAACCAUUUGCAAUACUGUGUUUUAUUUGACUGAGUUGGAGGGCUAGAGGGGAAAAUAUUUGGCUUCAGGUCAUGUCAUGACCACUUGUAUGUAUCUUCCUGAGUUGCUCAGGAGCACUGUGUAAAUGAAGGGUCAUGCCUAAGAACAUGGCAUGAUUUUCCUUAACAGAUGGUCAUAUUAUGAAGAGAAGAGUGAACAUUGGCAUUAAGAUUAGUUCCCCUAUUUCAGUAACCUAAUUAGAAAAGUCCCUUUAUAGGUACCCCUGGGCACUGUUAUUAAAGAGCAAGGUCAUGUAAUAGCAGACUUGACUGCCAUGGGAGAGACCUUUGUAGCUGCUCAAGGAGGCCUUGGUGGAAUGGGGAAUGCAUAUUUCAAGACACCAGAAGAUCGUGCACCCAAUGUUACCACUGAAGGGACCCCCGGAGAGGAAAAAGUUGUAGAGUUGGAGUUGAAGACAAUAGCUGAUAUUGGAUUGGUCAGUAUUGCUUUGCAUUAUUGGAACUCAACCAGUGUUCAAAACUUAUAGCCUUGUAGUUGAAGCAUUUGGCAAAUUGGUUUGUCCUAUGUUACAGGUUGGUUUCCCUAAUGCAGGAAAAUCCACUCUUCUAAGAGCAAUUUCUCGGGCAAUGCCAGCAGUUGCUGCUUAUCCUUUCACCACCAUUAAUCCCUAUGUUGGAAUUGUAGAGUUUGAAGAUUACCAGCAAAUUGCAGGUAACAUUUGAAUGAUUGCACAGUAACUGAUACAUCUAGAUAAAAUUUCUGCUUACAGUCUGCUUACUGUCUGCUAUAUGCUAUAUUAUGUAAGCUGUAAGCCACAUUUUCUAUUGGUUUAACUGGUGUAAUCACCUAUGCAGGAUGGAAGAAGACACAAGAAAAGUUUGGUGCAAUAAACCAUGGCUAUUUUAGCAAUCAGUAGAAAGAAACCUUUCAGAGCAUUGUUUUAUUUUUUUAUCUAUUGCUCUAUUGUCUUUUUGUUGUCAUUUGUUUUUAUUGAAUUGAUGUUUUCCUCUUCCUACUCUGUAGUAGCAGAUAUUCCUGGUUUAAUAAGUGGAGCACAUCUAAACAAAGGGUUAGGACAUGCUUUCCUACGACAUAUUGAACGAUGCCGCUGUCUACUGUAUGUUUUGGACAUUUCUCGCCCAGACUCACUGACAACUUUUGCUUCCUUACGGCAAGAAUUGGAGCUUUACAAGGAACAACUAUCACAGAGACCAGCAGCCAUUGUGGCUAACAAAGUAGACAUUGCUAAUUCAGAGACAGAAAUCCAACAACUACAGAACACUUUCCCUCUUCCAGUUAUACCUGUAUCAGCAAAGUAUGGAAAGGGUAUACCAGAGCUGAAAAAAGAACUUCGAAAACUUUUCAAUGACACUGUUGUAAUUUCUUGACUUUUAAUUCACAUUCAACGAAAGAUGCAAGAAGAGACAAAUCUUUAGCUUUUAUUUAAAAAUAGCUUUUUAUUGGGUCACUUUGCAGGUUGUUCCAGAAAGUAAUACUCAUUCAGUAGCCAUAAGCAAACUAUUUACAUUGAUGUCCUCUGCAUAAAAAAUUAAUUUUAGUACAACAUGAUGAUAAAAAUAUGUACUAGUGAAUAACAAAAAUAGCAACACUUUGCAAUAAAUACCUCUGGUUAAUUCAUCCUAACUUUUGUACAGCCCAAGGGGUCAAACAUCCAAUUCUUUUUAUGCACUUGCUAUUGCAUGAAUGGGUAGUAGUCUAUUAAAUUCUAAAGCUAAACUAACAUGAUUAUAGAAUGGCAAGUAACAACUAUUCACUAAAGUGGAGGUGGCCAAUGGUGAAUAUUUACGGAGCUGUAAGUAUGUACUAAAACAGUGAGAAGUAUAGCCUAAAAAGAUUAUUUAAACUUGUUUACUCCUGCAACAAUUAUAAUAUUCUUGGACCCAGAUCCAGUGCAAAUUGCCUGGAAGUGAGCCCCAAAGAUUAUUUGGAGUUCGAGUGGCUAAUAGGAGCGUGCCUUCAACACUAUCAACUGUUAGUAUAUACUAAAUAUGAAUAAUCAAAAUCAUAAGUCAUCUUUAAAAACCCUAUAUCCAAAUUUAAACUCGUAGUCAUGCAAACAUUCCAAUGAACACAAUAUCCUACAUUUUCAUCAUAAUAUUAAAUAUAUGUUUUUUGAACACAAUAAUGAUUGGAGAAAUAUGACUUCAUUUGUAUUCCCCUAUCAUGGUUCACAUUCUUGUCAAUUUUACAUACUUUUGAUAUCUUAUUUAAGGGUUGUUACAACUAGAAAGACAAUUGUAAGCUGUAAAAGCAUAUUGCCCAUGAUGCAAUGCAAACUCUGCCACAGUCACAAUCUAAGCCAAGUUGUUCAGAACACAUUUUUCCUAACCUUGCAUUAGAGUAAACUUACUAGGCUUUGUAGCUUUCCCAUGAGUUAUACUCCCUCUAAAACAAUUUGCCCCAGGAUGACAAACUUUUCUUUGUCUUACUAAUAAGUCUUCAUCUUUCCAUUGUAAGGAGUGAAGUGUAACUUCACUGUACAAGUUCAGUUCAUUAUUCAAAAUAUGUAGAAGGAUUCAAGGACAGAGAGUGUUUGAAAAAACUCUUGACAGACAGUACUAGGAGAC